This is a messenger RNA of Sardina pilchardus (European sardine), 2544 nucleotides long. It is a transcript of the gene kbtbd3, whose product is annotated as kelch repeat and BTB (POZ) domain containing 3. Gene Ontology annotation, molecular function: protein binding. The transcript has 4 exons. Lineage: Eukaryota; Metazoa; Chordata; Actinopteri; Clupeiformes; Clupeidae. The record is from RefSeq and is a predicted model, not a curated record. Bases 130 to 1992 code for a protein of 620 amino acids.
GCAACUGCUGUCCAUGGUGCUGAAACUGUUCCCCCGCGUGAAAACGUGACUCCGUAUCCUCAUUUAGCCUCAGAAUGCAGAGCACGAACAUAACAACGACUGCUUGAAUUAUUCCAGACCCCUGGAGCCAUGGCUGGCCGGUGCAAUGGCGCUUCAGGCUGGGGCGGCCCUGGGCCCGUGCCACUUUGCAACGGGGUGUCGGACCGGCGCUCCAUGGUGGUGGUGUCCGAGGCCCACGGGCAGCAGAUCCUCAGCGUGCUGCGAGGCUUCAGGGAGCGGGGCCUGCUCCUCGACUUCAGCAUCACGGUGCGGGACGAGACCUUCCCGUGCCACCGCUGCGUCCUGGCCGCCUGCAGUGACUUCUUCAGGGCCAUGUUUGAGGUGAACAUGAGGGAACGAGACGACGGCACUGUAAAGAUGAGCAACCUCUCGACCCAGGCGGUCAAGGCCUUCCUGGACUUCGCCUACACGGGCGAAGUGGAGAUCACGGAGGACAACGUGGACAUGCUCUUCCAGCUCUCGUCCUUCCUCCAGGUGUCCAUCCUGUCCAAGGCGUGCAGCGACUUCCUGGUCAAGAUCCUGGACCUGUCCAACUGCCUGCAGCUGCUGGCCGUCUCCGAGGGCUACGGCUCGGCGCGGCUCCAGCGCUGCGCCACCGACUUCAUCACGCAGAGCUUCCACGCCCUCGCCGCCACGCCCGACUUCCUGGAGAUGCCCGCCGGCGUGCUGCGCACCUGCCUGGCGGCCGACGCGCUCGACGUGCCCGACGAGGAGAGCGUCCUGCGGGCGCUGCUGCGCUGGGCCGAGCACGACGCGGAGGCCCGGCGGCCGCUGCUGACCGACCUGCUGAGCCUCGUCCGGCUCCACCAGCUGCCCGAAGCCGCGCUGGAGGAGCUGGGCGGCUCGGAGAGCCUGCUGCGGGAGGACGGCGAGUGCGUCCGGCUGGUCGGCGAGGCCCAGGGGAGGCUGCGGGAGUUCAGCGGCCUGUUCCCGGACGCCCGGCCGGCCACCACCGAGAGCUACAUCUACGUGCACAAGACGGAGGAGAACGGCGAGAUCCGCCACGCCUUCUGCUACAACAUGAGCGCGGACCGGUGGCGCGAGCUGCCGCAGCAGGCGGCGCGGCUGGCCGACAUGCCGGGCUCCAGCCUGGCCGGCUUCGCCGAGAAGCUCUUCGUGACGGGCGGCUGCCACGGCGACUGCUGCCGCACGGUGCGCCUGCACAUCGCCGAGCCGCACCACGAGGCCACGGAGGAGGCGUGGUGCUACUGCCCCGUGGCGGACAGCUUCAGCCCGGCGCCGCCCAUGCACCGGCCGCGGACCAUGCACGUGUCGGUGGCGGCGCUCGAGCGCGUCUACGUGAUCGGCGGCAAGACGCGGGGCCCGCGCGGCAUCCGCAGCCUGCUGGACGUGGAGUACUACGACCCGCUGAAGCGCCGCUGGCGCUCGGUCAGCCCGCUGCCCCGGGGGAUCUACUUCCCGGAGGCCAGUGCGUGCGGCAGCGUCAUCUACACCCUGGGCUCCGAGGUGGAGAUGGCCGACGUCUUCAACCCGUCGCUGGACUGCUUCUUCCGCUACGACGCCGCCAACGACCAGUGGAGCCAGCUGGUGGCCGAGUUCGGACAGUUCUUCCACGCCACCUUGGUCAAGGCCGUGCCCGUCAACGAGACGCUCUACCUGUGCGACCUGUCCACCUACAAGGUGUACAGCUUCUGCCCGGAGACGUGCGUCUGGAAGGGCGAGGGCUCGUUCGAGUGCGCCGGCUUCAACGCCGGCGCCAUCGGCGUCAGGGACAAGAUCUACAUCCUGGGCGGGGACUACUCGCCCGACGAGAUCACCGACGAGGUGCAGGUGUACCACAGCGGGCGCUCGGAGUGGGAGGAGGUGGCGCCAAUGCCGCGGGCGCUCACGGAGUUCCACUGCCAGGUGGUCAGCUUCAACCGCUACAGGGACCCCUGGAAGAUGGACGAUGCACAGGAGAUGACUCCAUGAAGUCCAUCUGUGGAGAACCACAGCAGGGAUGAAAACGUUGCACAUUUGCCCUCUCCUCGACCCCCGUAUGAUAGAGUCACUAAAGAGAAUUGCUAUUUUAUUGUGUCUUUUACUUUAGACUCAUUCUAUUCUAAGAAUUUUAUUUAUUUGACUAUUUAAUAGUCAGUUAUUAUUAUUAUUAUUAUUAGGGUUUUAAUGUUUUAUUUGUCAUUAUUUGUUAUAGCAAUUACAAUUUUUUUUUGUUACUGUUACCAAUACAAAUACAGUAUUUCAUGUUAUGUGUAGCAUUUUUACAAGUCAUUGAUGGAAGAGGGACAUUUGGCACACACAGUAUCAGGCACCUCCUGUGGAGGCAUGUACAGUAACGUAACUGGCCUGAUCCUGUGUGUUAGCCCCAAAAGAGCCAUACAAACCUACUGUUUCAGACUGUUCCCGUCCCCGAUGGAGCUACGUCAAAACAACCGAACCAAGGAAAGAAUAUUAGUCAUCGAUCACCAACUUAACUGUCUUGAAAGUCAUCCAACCAUUCCUCACCAGUCCGCUCAAAGUAUU